UAGAUUUUCGUAAAUAACAAGACACCAGAAUGUCCGUAACGGGACAUUCAGAUGUCGACAUGGAGUCGGCAUCUGCCUUCUCACCUUCUGAACCCUCCAUAGAUGGCGUAUUCGUGUCAAAGCAUAAUCAGAGCGCGGAAAUCUAUCAGAUCUUCAAAGAAGACGUAGAUGCACUACUCUCUGGCAGAACUCCACAACUAGAGCAGCCACCGUUAUUACAGCGGAUUCUACAAACAUGUGAAAGUAUGUAUGCAGUCUUUGAGGAUGAGAAGCAGCAUUUAAUGGGCGAUGUUUUAUUAUCUUGGGCAAUGAAGCAACAAAGGGUCAGCAUAGGAACUCUCUGGACACAACAACUACAUUACAAACAACUCGACGUCAUACAUCUACAAUUUGAGUACUUUGGAGAGCUCCUUCAACAAACACUUUCGGGACUGACGUAUCUAAAGCAGUAUUUCCCAACGGCAUCCUUUGAUGAGGCCUACAACAAAUUCUGCAGUAUGGCACACUAUUUUUUGUACUACUCGGUUAUCGUGAGUAGGCAACCACCAUCAGUCAUUGUGAAAUGUGGAGAGGCAGAAAAUCACCGACGGAGCCGGUUUUGGUUUAACACUGAAAUAAGGGUGCUAGGAGGUCAAGCAUUCGGUGUUGAAGCAGUAGGAGAAGGCAAUGAGGUGAAAUGCUUUCUGAUCACGGACGACACAGCAAAGCAAUUGCUAAACAACGCUUAUCUUGAAAUAUUCGAAUCGGAGGAGUUUUGCAUUGAACCACCUUCUGCUGUAUUCCAGAAGAAAGACACGAGGGGAUUGCGAGCCAAAUUCGAUGAUAUGCGUGUUGCCAAAAAAGUACAACUUCGACGAGAUUCGGUAGCAUCAAAGAGGUACUGUCUCUGUUACAGUAUCCGAUUAAAAACAAAUUGUGGCUUGGAGCUGGUCGGAAAGAAGGUCUCGCUUCCGUUUGCAGUGUUGGUUGGUCCGAAAACAGAUGUAGAAGCGAGACUUUUCUUGGAGAGAUCAUUUGCAGACUUGGUCCGGCAUCCGCUAUCGGACAUUCCGACUCAUGUUCCUUGUACGGAGAUGGCAGAUGCAUUAGAGAUGAAGUUUCAGGCUAUAGUGGAAACGCCCCAAAAGAACACAGAUGGACCAGCAGUUGUGCAACCGCGAAUGUUCACAAUGCAGGCCAAACAACACCUGAUCAAUCGCUUGAAACCAAACCCGCAGGGAUUUAUAGCUCUGGAUAACUUUAUGAAGCUGCCAGUGGCGGAGGAGUACCAACUACGUAAGAACUCCACAGAGGGUGAAUGGAAGCUGGUGCCUUUCUUCGAAUGGUUCUUCAAAUUAGCAGAGAUAGUAAACAAGUAUCUGUAUAGCAUGUGGUACGACGGGUUAGUCUUCGGAUUCUGUAGCAAAGAAGAUUCUGAGAAUCUAUUGCGAUGUAUUCCUCGAUCUGUACUUCUUGUGCGAUUCUCAGACAUUGAGUACGGCAAAAUUAAAAUCUCCGUCAAGGAUAGAAAUGGAGAUAUCCGGCAUCACUGGUACGAGCACAGCGAUCUCAAUGCUCGUGUCUUAUCUAAAGAGCUGCUCAUCAACCAGCGUUUCGCACAGAUAGAUUUGAUAUAUCCCGACAUUGACCUGGAGGUCGCUCUUGGAGGACGAGAGAAACCGCGUAUAAGGGUACCACGGAAUUUGCAACCAGACGAGAUUUACUUCGAUAAUCAGGGCGCAGCUACGUCAGCUUUUUAGCGACGAAACUCUGAUUCAUGGAGUGAUCAGCGAAAUGAAAAGUGCAUUCGUGAACAAUAAAGUUGUCAGGGUUUCAAUAAAAU
Messenger RNA from Cylicocyclus nassatus, 1822 nucleotides. NCBI's taxonomy places the organism in Eukaryota, Metazoa, Nematoda, Chromadorea, Rhabditida, Strongylidae. The record is from the annotation of a GenBank genome assembly.